Tremella mesenterica DSM 1558 is the source of this 1242-nucleotide messenger RNA. RefSeq lists its product as uncharacterized. The transcript has 4 exons. The record is from RefSeq and is a predicted model, not a curated record. The coding region runs from base 1 to 1242 and encodes 413 amino acids. NCBI's taxonomy places the organism in Eukaryota, Fungi, Basidiomycota, Tremellomycetes, Tremellales, Tremellaceae.
AUGCUCACUCCCCGACCUGACCGUCGGCGUCUUCUCGCCACUCCAGUCCUCAUGUCCCCGGGAUUCAUCAUCCCUCCUUACCCUGAUACUCAAGAUAUGAAUGAUCCAUCCAGAUUCGAAGAGAUCAUAACUACUCCUUCUCCUUCACUUGACGUUCGUUCAGUGAUUUCUCACAAUUCUUCUCAUCAAGAUAUCAAUAACAACUCGUACAAAUACCUUCCUCAUGAGACUCAAGGGAAUCCAGAGAUGGGAAAGCAAAGCCAAUUUGUAGUCCGUUCUACUUCUCAUCUCAAUAGAUUCAAACCGAUUCAAGAACAUCUUCAAGUCCAACCGUACACAAGAAACAAUACAUAUGAUCAUCAUACUGAUAUCGGUCUGACCACUCAUCGUGAUAACAUUUCUCAUCACCUUCAUCCUGGACAGGUAAUCCGUCAUAGCAAACUCAAUCAAGUUUACAUUCCUAAUGAUUCUCCCCGCAGUGCUCGAGGUCAUCAUCACUCUGUCGAGAACCCGCCCUCCACAAAUUCGACUUCGAUUAAAGCACAGGUUCACCGUGACACGCAACAAAAUAGGACCAACAAGCGCUCAUUGGUACAGCCCUCUAGCAUCGAGUCCCCUGCAGGGAGGCAAAUCCUGAAGAAAGAUAGACUCGUGGGUCACCGUGAAGAUACUCCUAAGCCUAAAGUCGACUCGCAUAUCCACAUUGAAACGUUUGACGAUGAGAGCAAACAACCCACGCAAAAGCCUGGUUCAUCUCCUGGUCCACUUGGCACUGAUCGAGUGACUCGUCGUCGUGUACCUACCACUUACGUCGGAGAUUUCGAAGAAGAGUCGGAGACCGACGUACCCAAUGUGAUCUUUCAGAUGCCGAAGGCUUUUGAGAAGGCCAUGUCUCUUCUGGUUGAGCUUGAUGUUGAGGCUUUGUGGAAUAAGGCCAGUGAGGAUGUGGGGGGGAGGAGCGAUGCAAAUUUACAAAGUGUCCAAAACCUCCUGACCCGUCAUGGAGAACUCUUUGAUCGGAUCGGGUCUUAUUAUAAUGACACAACUCUAGAGAUGAAUGCAUUGAAUGAUAUCAAGGACCAGGCAUUGAAAGAGAGGGUAGCAAGGACCGACAUGUACGCCGAUGCUGGGGAACAAUUGGCGGAGAAGUUGGUGGGGAUUCAGAAUGCUACUCGUCAAGUGCCGAGUAAACGCCGACGUGUAGAUAGGGGAGUAUCUCUAAUGUCAUUCAAUAACGAGUGA